GUUGCGCGACGAGCAACGGCCGAAAGUGAAGUCCGGCUUCGUUUGUUGGGCAUGGAGCGGGGAGAGCCGGCGGCGGCGGCGGCUGGAGAGUCUGCUGGCAGCGCCCGUAGUCUGCCAGAGGCUCAGGAACAACAAAAUUGUGACAUAGGUGAAUUUUUUGAGUGUGAAGAUGAGAGCAAAAACCUACAUGCUAAAUUAAUGGAGGAACAACAGCAGUUAUUAGAAGAAUUGCAACAAAAAAUGGAAGCUACACAUCAAGGAGAGCUGCAACAAGCAGAGGUCCCAGAUAAUCUUAAAUUGGAAGCCUUAAGGCUAAGUUCAAAUAAUAUACGCACAUCUCAGAUGGAGCUAAUGCAAAUGAAUCUGACAAAGGAGAAGGAAACUGCCCUAAUGGAGCUCCGUGAAAUGCUUAAUGAUAAGCAUGCUCAAGAAAUUGCAGUUCUGCAAAGUCGAUACCAUUUUGAAUUGGAGCUUAUAAAGAAACAGAAUCAGAAAGAAAAAGAAGAAAUGGCUUUGAAACAUCAACGUGAUAUGGAUGAACAGAAGAAGGAAAUAACUCUGGAAAUGGAGGAGAAACAUCUUCACGUUUUGGAGAAUCUUAAAAAAGAAUGGGCAUUGAAUGCAGAUGUCAGUUUAAAAAAUGUAUCUGAAGAGUUAUCUCUAAAACAUCAGACCGAAUUGAACAAGAUGAAACAAAACUUAACAGCAGAAACUGAAGAAUUAAAGAAAAAAAUGGAGAAGCUGUCUCUUGAAAAAAGACAGGCUGAAAUGGAACAUAAAAUUCUAGAAAAUAAAUACCAUCUAACCAUGAAAACACUGCAGAGUGAACAUGAAAAAGAACUGCAAGAUGUAAAAGAGCAAAGCAAGAAACAAGUAGAAGAGUUGCAGCAGGAGAUACAGAAACUAAAGGCAGAUUCAGAAGAAGAAAUGGCACAACUUUGGUCACAACUGGAUAGCGCACGGGCAAGUCGGCAAGAAUUAAGUGAACUGAAAAUACAGCUGCUUGCUCGUACCUCACAUGUGGAAGAACUUGAAUAUCUGAAAAAAGAUUUUCAACUUAAAUGGGAAAAAAAAAGGACUGAACAUGAAACUGAGUUGGAACAACUAAGGCUUUAUUUUGAACAGAAAUUAAAGUCUGUGGAAGAAAAUUAUAGAGAAGAAUUAACAAUGCUGCAUCAGAGAUUGCAAGAAGUAAAAGAUUAUUCCAUAGUAGAGAUGGACAAAUCCGAAGAACAAGAUGUGGAAUUUGGCCCAUCUGUUACAUUAUUGGAAGAGAUGACAGAAAGAGAAAGGUUGGAUUUGUUUGAACAGCUAACUCAGCAGCUGGAGCACUAUAAGGAAGAACUUUGUUCUUUACAACUGCAUUUGGACAAAAAACAUUUGCAUGAGAUUGAGUUGUUAAGAUCUACUCUUACACUCCAAUACCAAGAGAACAUUAUGAAGAUGAAGUUGGAGCUCUCAGAUAGAUAUACUUCUGAAAUAGAACAACUAAAAAGGAAACAUUGUUUAAAUCUUGAACAGCUACGUGCCAAAAUUUCAGAAGAACACCUUAAAGAAAUUACUAAAAUUCGUCUACAAAGUGCUCAAGAUGCUGCACGUCAGAUAGAAACAGAGGUGGCAGAGCAACUCUUGUUGUUGGAGAAUGAGUACAAGAAUGACCUUGGUUGUCUUCAGCUUGAGAUACAGUCCAUUUCUGCUCAACAAGAAGAAAUAGAAAAACUGAAGAGAAAAAAUACUGAAUUAAAGGAAAUCAGUGUACAACAAGAAAAGCUUUUGAAAGAAGAAUUAGAUCAGAUUAAGUGUAAACUAAUUGAAGAUCAUACAGAUGAAUUAAGAAGAACUAGAAAAGAGCUCUGGGAAGUGGAACAGACUCAUAAAGCAAAAGCUGAAGAAUGGAAACGUGAAAAGGAGAUAUUGGUAGCGGAAACUAAAGAAAAAUUAUCAUUGCUUCGUAAAGAGCUUCAGAACAAGGCAGAAUAUGAGAAGCAAGCAUGGCAAAGGCGGUUUGACCUUCGAGAAGCAGAAGUGACUUGCCUUCAAGAACAGCAGGCUGCUCAAAUUGUAGAAUUAGAGAAAAUUCUAAAAGAGCAGCAAAAUACUAUCCAGCAGUUAGAGGAUAGUUUAGUAAAUGCACAGAAGACUUUGGCUCAGUAUAACAGUGAAUUAUCUUCCACAAAGACCCUCAUGGCUGAAGAAUUAGAAAAAGCUAAACAAGUUUUACAAGAAGAAUAUAAGGCUAAUUAUAAAGAAGCACAAAGCAGAUUUUUGGAAGAGAAUAAAAAAAGCGAAACAGAACAUGAAAUUCUUCUCCAGGAAUUGAGGGAAAAGCAUAUUGAUGAGCUAGAACUUCAAAAUAAAGAGUUGCAGCAGGAACACAAGGAACAAAUUUUGUCCCUUACAUCCAGCCAGCAAGCUGAAAUUGAAGUUCUCAGAUCUACAUUAGAAAGAAAACAACAGAAUUGGUUAAAGACUCAUGUGGCUGAUAUCCAGAGAAAUCAUCAAGCGCACAUUACACAGUUGGAGACAAAGCAUUUGUCUGAUUUGAAUAGUCUGGAGGCUACGUACCAUUUUGAAAUUAAGUUCCUGCAAGAAGAGCACAAGAAAACUCUUGAGAGUUUACAGAUAAAUUUGAAAGAACAAUUACUUCAGAAGGAUAAAGAAAAUCAAAUGCUUUUGGCUCAAGAAUUAAAUACGAUGAAACUUAAAUAUGCUGAAGAACUGCAGGUUUGUGAAGACAAUCUGAAAAUAGAGCUGGCUGGUGUUCACAUAGAAAAACUUAAAAUAAUGACUGCUGAAAGUGAAGAUGUUCAUAAGAAAGAAGUCCUCCAAAUGGAGGAAGAACAUAAAAAAAGAAUACAGGGAUUGCAAGAUCUUCAUUUGGUGGAAAUCCAGAAAGAAAAAGAAAAUUGUCAGCAUCUUCAGAGAGAAUUGGAGCAAAUAAAGUCAGAAAAACAACAGCUGGAGAAAGAAAUCAAUUUUUUAAAGAAAGAGGUGGAAGAGGCCAAUACUGAAUUAAAAAAUCUACAUCCACAAGGCAGAGUUAAUCAAGAAGGAAAUACUCUUAUAGCCUUGUUGAGAGCGGAUAUUGACAAUUGCAGGAAUGAAAGGGAUAAACUACAAGAAUCUUGUCAGCAGGCUUUGAAAUUACUUCUGAAAAUGGUGCAGUCCACAAAAGAUAUGGAAGAUCUUAUCUGCAAGAAAAUUGGCCUUUGUUUUGAUGACAGCUUGGCAUCUGGAGAUUCAAGAGAGAGUCAGAUCAUGUCUGGAGAAAUAGUACUCACACACACGCUGAAAACAAUGGAGAAAUGGCAAUUAAAGAAAAACAGUAGAAUUUUCCAAGGUGAAGUUCUUGAUCAGACUGCACUGGAACACAGCUUUGAUUCUUUGGAACUGAGUGAGCAUUUAUGUGAAAGUAUUUUUGAAAAUCCAGAGCUUAUAUUUGAAAAUGAAGAGAGGAUUAAAAAAAUCUGCCAUUGUUUAUAUAUCACUGUGGAGAAACUUCUUGAGAUGCUUGCUGAAUCAACCAAACAACUGGAGGAAAUGCAUAAUAUCCAUAGUCAUUCUAAAGAGGACUGCGAGAAUAAGAAUUGGGAAGCAUGCCAAGUGCUUAAUGAGCAGCAUGAGUUAAUGGACUGUUUUAAUGAAGAGAGUAAAGUGCAGAAUCAACUUACAUUGGAGCUUCAUAAAGCAAAAG
Python bivittatus (Burmese python) is the source of this 3694-nucleotide messenger RNA. The record is from RefSeq and is a predicted model, not a curated record. NCBI's taxonomy places the organism in Eukaryota, Metazoa, Chordata, Lepidosauria, Squamata, Pythonidae.